This is a messenger RNA of Gilbertella persicaria, 1851 nucleotides long. Its product is annotated as WD40-repeat-containing domain protein. The record is from RefSeq and is a predicted model, not a curated record. Gene Ontology annotation, biological process: mRNA splicing, via spliceosome. Bases 66 to 1790 code for a protein of 574 amino acids. Gene Ontology annotation, cellular component: catalytic step 2 spliceosome. Gene Ontology annotation, molecular function: mRNA binding; protein binding. Lineage: Eukaryota; Fungi; Mucoromycota; Mucoromycetes; Mucorales; Choanephoraceae. The transcript is spliced from 4 exons.
CUUUCUUCACUCUCUUUUUUUCGUGUUUACUUUUUUCUUUCCUUUGAGUAUAUAUACAUAUAAAGAUGGACUUGGUCAACAACUAUGGUUCCAGUGAUGAAGAAGACAGUACACAGAUCUCUACUGUGGCCAGAGUGAAUCCUGCCCCAGAUGCAGGAUUUGAUGAGCAUAUGUCAGGCGCGUUAUAUACAGCACCUACAGCAACAGAAUUGACGGUUAAUGUCACCUAUGAUGAUAUGAACAGGCCUGUUCUAGGUCCUGAGAACCCCUUUACCGAACGUCACCUUGCAACUCAAAACGUCAUUAAUGGCCAUGUGGAGCAACAAGCUAUUUCUGAAAUGGACUUUAGAACACAACGUCGUACUUUUGAGACAUAUGGAUAUGCACGCGAUCCUUCUCUUAGUACUAACCUUGCUGGUCAAACAGGCGAAGGUUUGAUGGGUACAGGUUAUGUCGGUAAUCUAGCAGUAGCUGCCAAAAUGGGAGGUGCUUCCAUCCACGACCGUGUUCAUAAAGACCUGAGACCCAACAAAGAUGUUCGUAAAAAAAGACUCAAUAAGGGUAAAUUGGAUCAAGUAGAAGGACCUGAUGCAUACAAAGGCCCUUGGGCUGGUUACGAGAAUGAUAAUGUGGGUGUUAUUACUGGCUUAGAACAAGAGGAAGAGGAAGUAGAGGAAGAACCUACACCUACAGUAGCCAAGAUAGAGCCUCCUAAGCCUGAAUUCUCUGUCAAGAAUAUUGCUAAAGAGACAAGGACAGAAACGACUGAAUUUCAUGGUGCUCAAGAACGCGAUUAUCUUGGACGUACUUAUAUGGCUGCACCUCAAGAUAUUGAUGUCAAUUUGUUUGGUGAAGCUGGCUCACAAGAAUGCUUUGUUCCCAAGAAGCUCAUUCACACUUGGGCAGGCCAUGACAAAGGCGUCUCGAGUAUCAAGUUCUUUCCUAAAACUGCACAUCUUUUGUUAAGUGGUGGUAUGGAUAAUGAUAUUAAGAUUUGGGAUGUAUAUCAUGACAAAAGUCUUUUACGUUCAUACCAUGGCCAUGAUAAAGCAGUCAGAGACAUUGCAUUUAACAAUGAUGGUACAAAAUUCUUGAGUGUAAGUUACGAUAGAUACAUCAAAUUAUGGGAUACGGAAACAGGUCAAUGUAUUCGUACUUUCUGUACAGGCAGAUUACCUUACUGUGCUACAUUCAAUCCAGAUCCAAGAAGACAAAAUAUCUUUUUGGCUGGUUAUUCUGAUAAGCGUAUUAUUCAAUUUGAUAUCAGAACGGGUGACAUUAAACAAGAAUACGACCAGCAUUUGGGUGCUGUAAACACAAUUACCUUUGUUGAUGAAAAUCGUCGUUUUGUGACUACUUCAGAUGACAAAACAAUGCGUGCAUGGGAAUAUGAUAUUCCUGUUGUUAUCAAAUACAUUGCUGAACCUGAUAUGUAUGCUAUUCCAGCAGUGACAUUGUCUCCCAACAAAAAAUGGCUGGCUUGUCAAUCAUUGGAUAACCAGAUAUUGAUCUAUGGUGCUGGCGAUAGAUUUAGACUGAAUAGAAAGAAGCGCUUCUCUGGUCAUUUGAUUGCAGGUUAUGCUUGUAAACCUAGUUUCUCUCCUGAUGGUCGAUUUGUGACCAGUGGUGACUCAAAUGGUAGUGUCUGGUUCUGGGACUGGAAGACAUGUAAAGUCCUCAAGAAGAUUAAGGCACACGAUAAAGUGGUUAUGGCAGCUGAAUGGCAUCCUCAUGAAACAUCCAAAAUGGCUACUUGUAGUUGGGAUGGCAAGAUUAAAUACUGGGAUUAAAUCAUACUCAAUAAAAAUGAUGCGAUUACACAAAUGUAUAUAAACCUAAAAAAAAAAGCUU